Microtus oregoni (creeping vole) is the source of this 4702-nucleotide messenger RNA. It is a transcript of the gene Strip2, whose product is annotated as striatin interacting protein 2. Lineage: Eukaryota; Metazoa; Chordata; Mammalia; Rodentia; Cricetidae. The transcript has 21 exons. The record is from RefSeq and is a predicted model, not a curated record. Bases 65 to 2578 code for a protein of 837 amino acids. Gene Ontology annotation, cellular component: cytosol. Gene Ontology annotation, biological process: cytoskeleton organization.
CCGGGCAGAGACCGCGGAGCUGCUGGAGGGAGGCGAGCGGCUGGAGGGAACCAACCGGCCCAGCAUGGACGACCCCGCGGCGCCCGGGCCUGCCGGCUCACCAGCUAAUGACAACGGCAACAACGGCAACGGCGGCAAAGGGAAACUGGGUGCGCCCAAGGGCCGGGAAGCGUUCCGCAGCCAGCGGCGGGAGUCGGAGGGCUCUGUGGACUGCCCUACUCUGGAGUUUGAAUAUGGAGAUGCAGAUGGGCAUGCAGCAGAGCUGUCAGAAUUAUACAGCUACACAGAGAACCUGGAGUUUACCACCAACAGGAGAUGCUUUGAAGAGGAUUUCAGAACUCAAGUGCAAGACGCUAAGGAAUGGCUGGAGUUGGAAGAAGAUGCCCAAAAGACCUAUGUGAUGGGUCUUCUGGACCGACUGGAGGUGGUCAGUAGGGAACAACGGCUUAAGGUGGCCCGGGCUGUUCUCUAUCUAGCCCAAGGUACUUUCGGGGAAUGUGACUCGGAGGUGGAUGUGCUACACUGGUCCAGAUACAACUGCUUCCUGCUCUAUCAGAUGGGGACCUUCUCGACCUUCCUGGAGCUCCUCCACAUAGAAAUCGACAACAGCCAGGCCUCUAGUAGUGCCCUUCGGAAACCAGCUGUCUCCAUUGCUGACAGCACUGAGCUCAGGGUGCUGCUGAGUGUCAUGUACCUAAUGGUGGAAAAUAUCCGCCUGGAGCGAGAAAUAGACCCCCGUGGGUGGAGGACAGCCCGAGAGACUUUCCGAACUGAACUAAGCUUUUCCACACAUAACGAAGAGCCUUUUGCCCUCCUGCUCUUUUCCAUGGUUACCAAAUUCUGCAGUGGCAUGGCCCCUCACUUUCCAAUAAAGAAGGUUCUGCUUCUGCUCUGGAAGGUGGUUAUGUUUACACUUGGUGGAUUUGAGCAUCUGCAGGCUCUCAAAAUACAGAAGCGUGCAGAGUUGGGCCUGCCUCCACUUGCUGAGGACAGUAUCCAGGUCGUAAAGAGCAUGCGUGCUGCCUCCCCGCCUUCUUACACUCUUGAUCUGGGGGAGUCUCAGCUGGCCCCUCCACCGUCCAAGCUGCGGGGCCGCCGUGGUUCUCGAAGGCAACUCCUCACCAAGCAAGACAGCCUGGACAUCUACAAUGAAAGGGAUCUCUUCAAGACUGAGGAACCAGCCACAGAGGAAGAAGAGGAGCCUGCAGGUGAUGGAGAACGAGCCUUGGAUGGAGAGUUAGACCUACUGGAACAGGACCCUCUGGUGCCACCUCCACCCUCACAGACACCUCUGUCUACUGACCGGGUAGCCUUUCCCAAAGGCCUUCCCUGGGCCCCAAAGGUCAGACAGAAGGACAUUGAACACUUCUUGGAGAUAAGCAGAAAUAAGUUCAUUGGAUUCACCCUGGGGCAGGACACAGAUACCUUGGUUGGACUACCUCGACCCAUCCACGAGAGUGUGAAGACUCUAAAGCAGCACAAGUAUAUCUCCAUUGCAGAUAUACAGAUCAAGAAUGAAGAGGAACUGGAGAAAUGCCCCAUGUCUUUGGGAGAAGAGGUGGUACCAGAAACACCAUGUGAAAUUCUCUACCAGGGCAUGCUGUACAGCCUCCCUCAGUACAUGAUUGCUCUGCUUAAGAUUCUGCUGGCUGCAGCCCCCACCUCCAAGGCUAAGACAGACUCUAUCAAUAUUCUAGCAGAUGUCCUGCCUGAAGAGAUGCCCAUAACUGUUCUCCAGAGCAUGAAGCUGGGCAUUGAUGUGAACAGGCACAAGGAGAUCAUCGUAAAGAGUAUCUCUGCCCUGCUCCUUCUACUGCUCAAACACUUCAAACUCAACCAUAUCUACCAGUUUGAAUAUGUGUCACAACAUUUAGUGUUUGCCAACUGCAUCCCCUUGAUCCUGAAGUUCUUCAAUCAAAAUAUCCUGUCCUAUAUCACUGCCAAAAACAGCAUCUCGGUACUGGAUUACCCAUGCUGUACCAUCCAGGAUUUGCCAGAGCUGACUACUGAGAGUCUGGAAGCUGGAGACAAUAGCCAGUUCUGCUGGAGGAACCUCUUCUCCUGCAUCAACCUCCUGAGACUGCUCAACAAACUGACCAAAUGGAAGCACUCCAGGACCAUGAUGCUGGUGGUGUUUAAAUCCGCUCCAAUCUUAAAGAGAGCCCUCAAAGUCAAACAGGCCAUGCUACAACUUUAUGUCUUAAAGCUACUAAAGAUACAAACCAAGUACCUUGGGCGCCAGUGGAGGAAAAGCAAUAUGAAGACUAUGUCGGCCAUUUACCAGAAAGUGCGCCACCGCAUGAAUGAUGACUGGGCUUAUGGGAAUGACAUCGAUGCCAGGCCAUGGGACUUCCAAGCAGAAGAGUGUACCCUGAGGGCCAACAUUGAGGCUUUUAACAGCCGCCGCUAUGAUAAACCACAGGACUCAGAAUUUUCACCUGUGGAUAACUGCUUACAGAGUGUGCUGGGGCAGAGGCUGGAUCUGCCUGAAGAUUUCCACUAUUCCUAUGAGCUCUGGCUGGAGAGAGAGGUGUUUUCACAGCCCAUCUGUUGGGAGGAGCUGCUCCAGAAUCACUGAGCUCUUGUCACAAAGCAUCUCAAAGAUGGAGGUUGGCUCCAAUAAGUAUGCUUUGCCUGUCCUGCCCCUUCAGACUUCAUAUUGAACUCUAGCAUAUACCCAUGGGCAUCACAGCCCAACAUCCAGCAGACAAUCGGCACGGCGCAGGCCUAUUCUGGAUGCCGUUAGGCCUGAAGGUGAUGCAAGGCUGGGAUCCUGAGUCAAAGCACAUGCAUCAGCUUGCCCUAGGCUCAGCUCGGUACCCAGUUAGCUUGGAAUCUCUUGAUGGAUCAGUCCUGGGCAGGCUCUUUGACAGAACCUGCUUUAAUCUUGCCUAGAACCAGGCUAGCCUCUGUUGGCCACAAUAGGGAAAAGAAAUUUGUUAUGGCAUUUGACCCAUGGCAUUCCCUCAAGCAUGGGAUAGGUACAGGCCAUAAAACGAGCAAAUUUUCUUCUUGCUCACUCUAAAUGCCUGAGACUUAUCAUUUAGCAAAACCAACUUCAGACUAUUUCACAUUAAGAUUGUGACACUCCGCUUUAUAAAAUACUCAUUAGCUCUGAGAUGUCUUGAGAGCACUGCACUUUCUAAAGAAUGGUUGUUUCCAACACUGCAUGAUAUAGAAAAGUCUAUUAUUGUAUUUUUCCUUAAGAGAUCUAUGUUCAAUGUACAAACAUCGCCUCUGUAUCUGUAUAGUGCAUUGACUCCUUUGCCAUCUGGAAAGAACCACAACUAGUGUGUAAUAUAUGGCCUUCUCAAAAAGUAUCUCUCGUUUUUCAGAAAAUACUUAUUUUAAAAUGGCUGACUACACCGCAGAAGGUUACUCCCUGAUAUAACCCCAGAUCUUCACUUGAGUGAGGAGAGGGUAGUGUUGUGUGAGCCAGGACCUGGCUAUGUAGCCCUGACUAGGCUGGAACUUACUGUGUUGCCAGCUGGCCUUGAACUUGUAAUGAUUCUCCUGGGAUUAUAGGCAUGGGCCAUCCCUCUAGCCAACGCAUUCUUAAAUGACAAGCUGGUUAGAGAAGGUUCUAUUUGCUGGUAUUUGUCCAUUUGUGCUGACUUUUUAAAAUUAAAAGCUACAGCAUCACAAUUUAUAUUUUUUUCUUCCACGUUCGUUCGUUAUUUUUUACCUUUUUAUUUUUCUGCUAGAAGUUUCAGUAUGGUUUGUACCGGAAGUAUCACACAUUUCAUGGCAGAUGUCUCUACUCCUCCUUUACAGCAAAAUCACAUGCUUCCAAAACUAAGGGGUUUUUAAAUCUUUGCACUUUUUUCAUUUUCGUCUCCCCACUGCCCAUACACUACCAAGUCUUUUUAUGAUGGCACAGGGCACUUUAUUCCUAGAGAGCUGGUCCAAACUAGCUCAUUUACUCUUUCAUAGGUCAUGACAGAGACCCUGCACUAUCCCAAGGAACAGUCAGUACCUCUGUGUUGUGGGUAGCAGGAUUUCUUACUAUGGAAAAGUGACAAAAAUAUACUAUGUAAUAGUUGAAAUGUCUUAAAAUAAUUUGCAAAUUUUAUCAAACCAUGACAGCAAUCCUUUUUAAACAGUUUACUGAACAUAACAUCAGGCAAUUUUAUUAAUCUAGGAUCAGGCUACUGUGAUCUUAAUGACAUUUGUGCAAAAAGAUACUUUUCUAGAAAAGAGAAUAAUCACCAACCUAUUUUGAAGUUGUAUCCUAUCAGUUGUGUAAAUAAAAAAUAAGUUGCCUUUUAAAAAUCACACCCGAAUGCUUUCAGAAGCACAGACGUAUGCCACACUUUAAUAUAUCACAUUUUAUUAUUUAUUACUCGAGAAGAUUAAUUUUCAAUGCAAAUGGAAAAACUACUCUACCUUGCAAGGAGAAACGAUGAGUUUCAAGUCACAUCCAUUUCUCCCCCUGCAACUCGCUGUGACUAGCUUCUGGUAUCAGCAGCUAGCCCCGUGUGCUAAGCUGACGGGGUUGGAUCUCCCAAUUUGAGAGCUCAUGUAUGUGAUGAGGAAUGGCGUCAGAGUAACCAAAUUUAAUGGUGAUUAUAAUUUCUAAAUAGAAGCAUGCUAUUUGUACGAUUUAUAAAAUAGGGACUUUAUCUGUGAAUAUUUUAGUGAAAUUUGUGUUGAUAAUAUUGUUCAUCUCACCAAAUACUUUAAUAAAAAGAAAACCUGGAAU